Yamadazyma tenuis ATCC 10573 is the source of this 339-nucleotide messenger RNA. The record is from RefSeq and is a predicted model, not a curated record. Lineage: Eukaryota; Fungi; Ascomycota; Pichiomycetes; Serinales; Debaryomycetaceae.
CAUCACCAUCAAUGUCAUUGACCACAGAGUCAUUUCAACUCAUCAUAAAGGAGAGGCUCGAGGCCUCUUUGGUCCAGGUUGAAGACAUGUCUGGUGGAUGCGGACAGGCGUUUGCUGUCAUCAUCGUGUCGCCUCUCUUCCAGGGCAAGAAUAAAUUGAUGAGACAUCGGUUGGUCAAUAACGCGUUGAAAGAAGAGAUUGCUGGUAUCCACGCCUUCACACAAAAGGGGUUUACACCCGAAGAGUGGACCGCACAAGGUGGAUCAUUAUAAGAAUUUGAUGUCUACUGCAUUCCCCUGAUAUAUUUAUUUAUCCUUUAAUAUAACCCUUGUAUCAUAA